Messenger RNA from Pollicipes pollicipes, 612 nucleotides. Its product is annotated as glutathione S-transferase 2-like. Lineage: Eukaryota; Metazoa; Arthropoda; Thecostraca; Pollicipedomorpha; Pollicipedidae. The record is from RefSeq and is a predicted model, not a curated record. The transcript is spliced from 2 exons. Gene Ontology annotation, molecular function: glutathione transferase activity; maleylacetoacetate isomerase activity. The coding region runs from base 1 to 612 and encodes 203 amino acids. Gene Ontology annotation, biological process: glutathione metabolic process; L-phenylalanine catabolic process.
AUGAAGCUGUAUUCGUUCUUCAUGAGCUCGUGCGCGUGGCGCGUGCGGGUAGUGCUGCAGGCCAAGGGUGUGGAGCAUGAAUACGUGGCGGUGAACUUGCUGACACAGGAGCAGCGUGACGCGGCGUUCCUGCGGGUGAACCCGCUCGGCCAGGUGCCCGUUCUCGUGGACGGCGACCUCGUGCUGACGCAGUCGCUGGCGAUGCUCGAAUACCUGGAGGAGAAGUACCCGACGCCGGCGCUGCUGCCCAGCGAGACGGCGCAGCGCGCCCAGGUCCGCAACAUCUGCGAGAUGAUCAACUCGGGCAUGCAGCCGGUGCAGUCGGGCGCCUUCCGCCGGCUGAACGAGAUCGGCGGCGAGGGCGCCGGCCUCGCCUGGGGUCGCGAGGCGAUCGAGCGCGGCUUCGAGGCGCUGGAGGCCGUGUUCAACGCGCGCCGCCGCUUCGGCGUCGACGUCAGUCGCUUCCCCACCAUCAGUCGGCUGCAGGAUGCGCUGCUGCAGCGGCCCGAAUUCGUUGCCUCCCACCCGGCUCGGAUGCCAGACUGCCCGGCCGGCUUCUCGGCGGACGCGCCUGGCCAAGGUCGUGCGGCGGCCACGGCGGCAGCGCAGUGA